AUGUCGAACUUGUACGGAGAUUAUAACCAGAAGAUCGACUACGUGUUCAAGGUGGUGUUGAUCGGAGACUCGGCCGUGGGAAAGACCCAGCUGCUGGCUCGUUUUGCCAGGAACGAGUUUAGUGUGGAUUCUAAGGCCACUAUUGGUGUCGAGUUCCAGACGAAGACACUCGUCAUCGAUAACAAGACCGUCAAGGCGCAGAUCUGGGACACUGCUGGCCAAGAGAGGUACAGAGCAGUUACAAGUGCAUACUACCGAGGUGCAGUUGGGGCUAUGUUAGUAUAUGACAUGACUAAGCGUCAAUCAUUUGACCACAUGGCAAGAUGGUUGGAGGAACUGAGGGGGCAGGCUGAUAAGAACAUCAUUAUUAUGCUCAUCGGCAACAAGUGUGAUUUGGGCAGUCUUCGAGCAGUGCCAACUGAGGAUGCCCAGGAGUUUGCUCAAAGAGAGAAUUUAUUCUUUAUGGAGACAUCAGCUCUGGAGGCCACUAAUGUUGAAACUGCAUUUUUUACUAUUCUAACAGAGAUAUACCGAAUCAUCAGUAAAAAGAUCCUUGCUACCAAUGAUGACGCAGAUUCCAAUGGGGUUUCAGGGCUUCUCAAGGGAACCAAGAUCAUAGUUCCUAACCAAGAUCAGGACUCUAGUAGGAAGGGCUGCUGCUUUUCCUCCUAA
Molecule: messenger RNA, 672 nt
Organism: Quercus robur (English oak)
Lineage: Eukaryota; Viridiplantae; Streptophyta; Magnoliopsida; Fagales; Fagaceae
Product: ras-related protein RABA4d
Exons: 2
Coding region: 1-672 (223 amino acids)
Cellular component (GO): endosome
Molecular function (GO): GTPase activity; GTP binding
Source: RefSeq, a predicted model, not a curated record